Messenger RNA from Diospyros lotus (date-plum), 1317 nucleotides. Its product is annotated as phenylacetaldehyde reductase-like. The coding region runs from base 35 to 1015 and encodes 326 amino acids. The transcript has 6 exons. NCBI's taxonomy places the organism in Eukaryota, Viridiplantae, Streptophyta, Magnoliopsida, Ericales, Ebenaceae. Gene Ontology annotation, molecular function: oxidoreductase activity, acting on the CH-OH group of donors, NAD or NADP as acceptor. The record is from RefSeq and is a predicted model, not a curated record.
UCGAUCAGACCAGAGAGAGAGAGAGAGAGAGAGAAUGAGCGAAGAAGCAGGGAAGAGGGUUUGCGUGACAGGGGCAUCGGGUUACAUAGCUUCGUGGCUGGUGAAGCUGCUGCUGGAGCGUGGGUACACCGUCAAAGCCACUGCUCGCACCCUUAAGGAUCCCAAGAAGAUAGAGCACUUGCUUUCACUUGAUGGAGCCAAAGAGAGGCUACAGUUGUUUGAAGCAAACUUAAUGGUGGAAGGAUCUUUUGAUUCUGUGGUUGAUGGUUGUGAAGGUGUCUUCCACACCGCAUCUCCUGUCUUCUUCUUAACUAGGAAUCUGCAGGAAGAACUAAUUGGACCUGCAGUGAAGGGAACAUUGAAUGUUCUUAGAUCAUGCAUGAAAGUCCCAUCCAUCAAAAGGGUAGUGAUAACAUCUUCCAUGGCUUCAGUUGUAUACAAGAAUAUACCUCUCAACCCAGAUGUUUUAAUAGAUGAGACUUGGUUUUCAGAUCCAGUAUAUUGUGAGGAAUCAAAGCUUUGGUAUGCACUGUCAAAGACCUUAGCUGAGGAGGCUGCUUGGAAAUUUGUGAGAGAGAGUGGGAUAGACUUGGUCACUAUACAUCCUGGAUUUGUCAUUGGUCCUCUCCUGCAGCCAACUCUCAAUCUGAGCGCCGAGGGCUUUCUGAACCUUAUAAAAUCUGGUACUGAACUCUUCCCAAAUGCUAUCUAUCGAUGCGUUGAUGUUAGAGAUGUCGCUCUUGCACAUAUUCAAGCAUUUGAGAUCCCUUCAUCUAAUGGAAGAUAUUGUGUAGUUGGGACAGUAAAACAUUCAUCUGAGAUUAUGGAAAUUUUGCACAAGCUUUACCCUGCUCUCAACCUUCCCAAAAGGGAAGGCGGCAAAAUGCCAGAUGACACAGUGCACCAGGUAUCCCAAAAAAAGGCAGAAAGUUUGGGCAUAAAUUUCACUCCCCUGGAGGUGACCCUCAGUGACACCAUUGAAUGCUUUAAAGAGAUGAACUUGCUCUGUUUCUGAAUCAUUUCUGUUCUCAUUGUGUGAGUGAGUUAUUACCCAACAGUGUAUACAGCAAUGGGAUCCUGGGUCACCCGCUUAAUGUCCGCGCCUGUGACCUUUGCCGUCUCCAAUUGCCAACAACGAUGGAGGUGGGAGAAAAAGAAAAUAAAAAGCAAAUAUGCAAAAGUGUAGUGUAAUAACACCAAACCUGAACGAAAAAAUUUAAAAUAAAAACUCCCAACUUUGUCAAAUGGUCCCUGCCAACUUGAAUUUAAAUUGUGGUAUUGAGUGUUUGAGUGAUUCACCCUCUUUUAUUACAUUCA